Jaminaea rosea is the source of this 3140-nucleotide messenger RNA. RefSeq names its product Nop14-like protein. Bases 48 to 2897 code for a protein of 949 amino acids. Gene Ontology annotation, cellular component: small-subunit processome; nucleolus; Noc4p-Nop14p complex. Gene Ontology annotation, biological process: maturation of SSU-rRNA. Lineage: Eukaryota; Fungi; Basidiomycota; Exobasidiomycetes; Microstromatales. The transcript has 3 exons. The record is from RefSeq and is a predicted model, not a curated record.
CCUACAUCACAUUAUCGCCACGCCUGCUUCUCCUACCGCUCAGCAGCAUGGCAGGCUCAUCGGGCUCCCAGCUAGCCCAACUCAAGCGGCAGGUCAAGGACAGCGGCAUCAAUGACCGCCGUCAAGAGUCCGCAGCAGCCAAGAAGCGCAAGCGUGGCGCUCAAGCUUCGGAGCAGGAUACCGCCGCCGCAAGACGAGCUGCUCUCGCCCGCAUCAAAGACGAUCGACGUUUCAACCCUUUCGACGAAAAGGUCACCAAGCAAAAGCAUGAAGUCCUGGGAAGAAAAGUCAAGGGAGCAGUCGGUCGUCCCGGCCUAGCCAAGCAGGGUGGACUUGCCCAGAGAGCCGCGACCUUGUUGCCAGAGUACCAGAACCGUAAUCGCUCGAGUACUUUCAUCGAUCGCAGAUUUGGAGAGAGCGAUGCGACAAUGACGCCCGAGGAGAGGAUGUUGGAGCGUUUCACAAGGGAAAAGCAGAAGGGUGCAGGUUCAGGUGGGGGCAAGGGAAAAAAGGCUGCGCUAUUCAGCUUGAACGAUGAGGAGGGGCAGGAAGAGGAACUCACCCAUUUUGGUCGCUCCCUCUCUGGAAUGGGCAAUCUCCCCAUGCUGGGCGACAUUGAUGAAGAUGGAGCAGGCCAAAUCGACUCCUACACCACAGGCGCAGACCACUUUGGCGGCUUCGAGGAAGGAGCAGGAGAGAGCUCAUCUGGGCCAAAGACGAAAGCAGAGGUGAUGCGCGAGGUCAUGGCCAAGAGCAAGAUGCAUAAGAUGGAGCGUCAGCAGAUGCGUGACGCCGAUGACGAGCUGCGUGCUCAGCUGGACGACGAGUUGGGCGAUAUUCGGGGCCUGCUCAUGCAGGCGCCUGUGCCACCGAAGCCCCAACCGGGGGCGGCGGAUGGCGAGGCGUCCACCUUUGCUGCUGGCGCUGUGGCUGGCCCCUCUGCAGAGAAGAAAAAGGCCGCAGAGUACGACAGCUUUGUCCGCGAGCUGGCAUUUGAGCGUCGAGCGAAACCGCAGGAAAGGCUCAAGACAGAGGAGGAGUUGGCAGAGGAAGAGGCGGAGGAGCUGAGGAAGGCGGAGAAGUCUAGGCUGAAGAGGAUGAGGGGUGAGGUCGAUGACUCCGAUGACGAAGAGAGUGGUAGAGGUAGACCGAGAGGGGAGAAGAGGGCAGCUCAGGGCGACGAUCUCGACGAUGACUUCGUGGAUGGAGAGGGACAGACUGCUGCUGAUAUCUAUGGUUUGGGUAGCGGAUUGGGCGAGGGCGAGGACGAUCAGGGGGAAGAGGACGACGACGACGACGACGAGGAGGAGAGUGAAGAGGAGCAAGACGAAGCUCUUGAGGUGGACGGCUACGGCGAGGCUAUGGAAGGCGGCGGAGACGACAGCGAAGAAGAGGGCGAGACGAGAACCGCUUCCGCCAUCAAGUCUGCUAAGCCAGCUGCGAAGCCCAAGGCCGCCGGUACCGCUGCAAAGGCUCCCGCCCUUCCCUUCACCUUUCCCUGCCCUUCAGCGCACAAAGACUUCCUCAACAUCCUCAGUACCCACUCUGUCGACCCCUCGCAAGUCCCCCUCGUCAUCAAACGCAUCCGCGCUCUGCACCACCCCUCGCUCGCAGAGGACAACAAGUUCAAGCUGCAAGCCUUCAUCGGCGUACUACUCGACCAUGCUCUCUACGAGGCCAGAGCAGCCAGCGUGGAGGAGGAUCAAGAGAGCAGUCACGCGCACUCGUCCUGUGUCGACUCGCUACUCGCACCGCUCUUCGAGCUGAGCACCGCUUACCCUCGGGCAGCAGCACACCACUUCGUCACCAAGAUCAGUCUCAUGGAGCGCAACCUCACCCGCGGCCUCUCGCGCGGGGCCAUCAACCCUGAGAACAGGACAUCGCCCGGAGCCGCCGAGCUUGCACUCCUCCGUCUCGCGGGGUUGAUCUGGCCUACAUCCGACCUCAACCACCCGGUCACUACCCCACUCAUGCUACUAGAGGCACACUAUCUCGCGCACUGUCGCAUUCGAUCACAUUCGGAUCUUGCGGCGAGCCUUUUCCUCACGAGCUUGGUGGUGCAGCAGCAGGCCGGUGAAGCGAAGAGGAUGGUGCCCGAGGUGAUCAAUGCCGUCACAAACGCCGUUCUACUGCUCUUGCCCAUCAACAAGCGCAAGACACGAGCACAGGCGAUGGAGAUCUGUAGACGAUACGCCGUGCCUACGCCGGACUUCGGUGAGAGGCACGCCGAGGGGCUCAAUGUGAGCAGUUUGCCAGAGGAUGGCCGUCGUGCCGACCUCUUUGGGCUGCUGAGCGGGCGCGUUACGGGCUCAGACGCCGCGCAAGACUUGCUCUGCGUAGCUCUCAGCCUCGUUGUGUCUCUCUCGACCCUCUACGAAGGGACGGCGGCGUACAUCGAGCUCUUUGAGCCUGUACGGGCCAUCCUUGCCCUCGUUGCGGACAGCGACAAGGGCGCGGCAUCACCCAUCGGGAUGACCCUCACACACCUCGAGACAAAGCUGCGUGUCGCACAGUCCUCGCGCCGCCCCAUCACCCUUCACGCGCACCGUGCCGUCCCCCUUGCCUCCUUCAUCCCCAAAUUCGACGACGGAGGUCGUGGUUCCCGCCGUUACGACAACGGUCGCGGCUCCUCCGACCCCGAUGCCGAACGCGCCCAGGCCGCCAAGUUGCGCGCUCUCGUCCGAAAAGAGAAGAAGGGCGCCGUUCGCGAACUCAGACGUGAUGCGCAGUUCUUGGCACAGCAUCGUGCUGAGGAGAGACGAGAGGAGGCAAAGGAGUACAAUAGGAAGAUUGGCAAGAUCACGGCUGCAUUGGGGGAGGAGCGAAGUGAGGAGAAGAGGAGGGAGAGAGAGAAGGAGAGGAUGACGAGACGGAGGAAGGAGGGAGGAGGAAAGUGAGCCAACGAGGAGGGACCAGCCCUGCUGGCAGACGUGGCCGGAGCCGGCAAUGUAUCAUCACCUCAAUUACCAGCACAACAGCAUUGCAAGGUUGCCGCUAACGUCAUGCUCGCCCUUCUCACGGAUUUACCGAGCGCGACCAUGCCCGUCCGCAACAACCUUCACGCUACUCUGCUCGCUACCGCCCCUCUACCCCUGGCAGGUGAUAGUAUCGAUUAUGUCGCACCACGAAUCGUAUUAUGU